AUGGAUCCCCUCCCUCUCCCACGAGAAGUCGACCUCAACACGACCCCAAUAACCGCCCCAGACCCCCUCACCUUCGAAAACAAAAACAUCCUACACGUCCACCUGGAGAAACGCUACUCCACCAUCUCCAUCCCCUCCACCUACGGCCACCUCAACUCCGGACCCCCACCGGGCACAGUCGCAGGCAUCGUCCUCGGCAGCGUCGGCGGCGUCGUCCUAAUCCUCUACCUAACCUUCCUAGCCCUGAACCCGGGCGGUCUGGCGCGGGGUGGUUCCGCCUCCGUAGUCGACGAGGAAGUCGUCGUGCGCAGUCGGCGCUCUCCCUCGCGCCGGAGCGAUGUCAUCGAGGUCGUUGAGGAGCACGAUCGUCGUCGCGAUAGUUAUCGGCGACCUGCGUCGAGGAGGAAUCAUAUUUCUGUUGAGGAAUCCAUGACGGGGACGUCGCUGACGGAGAAUUCGGAUGUUGUGGAGGUUCUUGAGGAGGAGUCUUCGGGGUUGUCGUCUAUCUCGCCGUCGCAUCGGAGGGGAGGGCCUGGUGGGAGGGGUUAUCGGACGGUUGAUCCGCGUGAAUAUGGAGGUGGGAGCUCUUAUGAUGGGGAUAGUCAGUAUCGUUGA
This is a messenger RNA of Penicillium cataractarum, 615 nucleotides long. RefSeq lists its product as uncharacterized. NCBI's taxonomy places the organism in Eukaryota, Fungi, Ascomycota, Eurotiomycetes, Eurotiales, Aspergillaceae. The record is from RefSeq and is a predicted model, not a curated record. Bases 1 to 615 code for a protein of 204 amino acids. The transcript has a single exon.